CAAUGAAUUUUGAUUAAACAGGAAAGUUUCUGCUUGAUUUGAGACGAUUUUCUCAAAAUUUCUUUCAAAAUGAGCUCAGGAUGUAUUGCACUGCUUUCACCGUCUGCUCAAAAUUUAGCAAAUAAUGAAAUUCAGUCAAGUUUUGACGAAAAUGAACAGCCCGAAAAUGAAGAAAGUGCAGAAGUUGGUGCUAACAAUGACACCUAUAAGGUUGCUCAAAAUGUUCAUGCCGAAAUUGAUGAAGAUGAAAAUGAUGAUCAGAAAGAGAAUAAAUACGGCCAGAGUGUGGUUGAAAAAGAAAAAGACGGGGCUGAAUCAUCUGAUGGUUCGGAAGAUAAUUUGAAGAGCGGGAAAAAACCACGCGCACUGACUGAGAAACAAAUUGAGGCAGAAAAAAUGAAGCUGCAUUCGGAAAGUCAACGAAUUAUGAGAGUUGGUGCUCUCAAACUACCAAAACAAAUCAGUUCCAAGAGUAAAGCAUCGCUGGCAGAUUUUGUGAGAUCAGAUUCGAAAUUUGGCUCUUUCCUUGCCAAACAACACAGUGCACCAGCUGGUCAAAUUUCCAGAGGAAAACGACAUCUUACUGAGCUGAAGACACAACCCGAAGAGCCAGACGCAGCUCCUGAUGAUGUUGGAGAAUCCUCCCAGGAAAACGUCGCAAACACUCUUAUUUCAGCUGCUGCGAAGUUGAGGGCCCAAAAGUUGGAACGGUUACUGGGAAAGCCACUUCCAGAACUACAUCAGAAGAAAUCAGAGCCAAAAAAAUCUGGCGUUGAAAAUGUCGAGAGUUAUCAACAGGUUGUAAACAGCAGCGGUUGCGGAGAAGAAAUUGUGCUAAUGAAAUCUGCAAAGGAUAUUCAGAAGGAAAAAUUAAUGGAGAGGUUUACGCAACAUGCACAGAAAAAGAAACCGAAGCCCAUUUUGACGCGUUCCCCUCUCAUCACAGCCGCGAGUGCAAUAGACGAGCGAAUGCUGAGUCAGAUGAUGUUGCAGUCCUUAGAAGACGCCAAGAAGAGAAGUGCAAUUGAAGCAGUAGUCGCCUCCAAGGACGGAAAAGUUAUGCCAGGCAUGGAUGCAUCCCAGGAGUUACCACCUGGACGUGGGAGACACCUGUUGAGGUCUAAACUGAAGAGUUGUAUGAGUGACAAGAUGAGACAGAAACACGAGGUCAGGUGUGAAAUGUACGAGCAGGGCCGAAGAGAGUACAACGAGAGGAUGGGCAUUGAGGAGGGCCAGGAAGGCGAGGAGAAAGUGGAAAGUGACGAGGACUUCCAGCCGGAUGAGGGGCAGGGGAGUGAUGAUCAAGCUGAAGGAGAUAGUGGAAGUGAUCUGGGCUCAGACGUCAAUGGAGAGGAGGGAGUGGAUGAAGACGACGACGAAGAAGAAGAGAGACGUGAGAGGAACAUGAUGAUAGAGGACGAAGCUGAAGAAGGUGACGAGGAAGAAGACGAAAAUGAAGAUGACGUCACUGGAGGGAAAAGCAACCAAGACAAAAGAGACAAGCUGAAAAGUUUGAACUUGGUUCGGUCCAACAAUGAAAUGGCGAAUGAGACUGGAUAUAGUGACGCCUCCUCCUUCCUUCCGAAUGCUCAGAUGCCUAGAUCAGACAGCAACAUCACGCCACUCAGCAUCACUAACACCAACACAAAUAACAACACGAUUGCCUUAGACGACAGCAUGUUUCCACCUAUACUCUACAGAGCCGACUCCUCCCGCACUAAUGACGGCAGCAGCAGUCGCAAGAGUCCAGAAGGAGACGGCGACAGCGAGUACCUCUUUAGCCAAUCAAACCUAUUCGACGACGACGGGUUUAUUCGAACUGAGAGGUCAAGUCACCAAGAAAAGAGUGAACGAGAGCGGGAAAACUGGAUCAAAUGUUUACUCGAUAGUUCCACCACGAACAAUACCUCGAAUAGUGCAAAUGUAUUGGCCCACGAUACCACUUGUGACGAGGAAGUCUCAAAACUCUGUGCUGCAAGCAGCGUGAACAACACAAGCGAUGUGAACAAAAGUAUGACCAACUUUAGACCUUCAUCUGGCGAAAAUGCAAUUUUGGACCCCGAGGAUAUCGGAUUUCUAUGCAGUGGGAAUUUUGUUACUCAGAACUCGCAGGAAAACCCUGCCGAUAAUUCGACCGAAGGGUCAAAGCAGGCAGAAGAAAAGUCAGUAUUCCCCCACAUGAGCAACUCCGGGUCCAAUCCAAGCAGCUCUCUGGACGAAUUAGCCAUGCUUUGCUCCGCUCCUUUUCCGAACAAUUUCGCGAGCCAGACGCAACCUCGUGGAGCUGCACAGGCGUCUCAGAACUCACGAUAUCAGUCGAGUCCACUGGAGGAUAGUCCAGCUGUAGUUAACGUGGAAGGAGCAGCUGCUGGCUUAAAUGGACGUCUCGAAUCGCCGGCAUUCUCUGCUGUGGACCCGAAUAGCCCCCUUGCAGGCAAAGAGUCUUUCGGAGUCAACGCGGAAUACUCUCCGUCGGAAGAACCCCCCGAGGGUAGCAACAUCGAUGAAGACGACGAUGAAGAUCAAAUUCUAAUGACUGCCCGGAAAAGGCCUCAAACUCCAAAAUCGGCCGCCAAAAAGUCUAGGAAAUCCAGGGUUCUUGCUGACAGUGACUCGGAAGCAGAAGAGGACAAGGUUGAUAUCGAGGACAACGAAUGUGACGUCAUGAAGGAAUUAGCCGAAUCGAAGGUCAAAGAGACGAGCAAAGAUGAGUUGAGUGUGUUUGAUGGCGGAAAUAGUGUGAAAUUAUUUUCGGAGUCGGCAGCAAGUGAAUUGGGAGAGAAACAAUCGGCUAAUAGAACAAAUCAGGAGCUUGAAAAAAAAUCAGACGAGCAGGAAAGUAAUUCAACUGAAAAUGAGGAAAACAACGAAUUUGGAAAAAAUGAGACUGGCCGAAAGCUGCGCCGAGUUGUGCUGGAUGAUGAUGACGACGACGAGGAUGAAGACGCAGAUGACGAAGGAGGAGACGAGGACGACGAUGACAAUGACUCAGAGGGGGAGGGAGAGUACGAGGAUGGUGAGGCAGAAGAUGGGGGCUACUAUGAAGAUGAAGAGGGGGCGUUGCCGGCGGAGGAAAACGAAGAGCUGUUGGAGUAUAGAAGAGCAGCGGCUGGAAUAAAGGUAGCAGACUACAUGGAUGAUCAGGCCGAGUUGUCGGGCAGCGACGCGGGCGAAGGCGGCUCGGACGACGAAGGCGACUACGGGGGACUCAACCCCAACGAGUACGAACAGGAUGGCCUGGACGACAACAUCUCGGUGUCGAAUGCGCAGCUGCGAGACGAAAACGGACGCAUCCUGUUGCAAGAUAUGCUGAGCGAGGAACAGCGGGAUCUGAAGUUGUUGCAGGAGUUUCUGCUUGGAGAUGACGAAGAAGAAGGAAUGCAGAGGAUCAGACAGUUCAAGUGGAAAGAUCUAGAUGAGAACGACGGAUCUCUCUUGUUCCACAGCAAUGAUGACUCGGACGACGAAAUGGACUUGGGUGGUGGUGUUAGUGAUCUACUUGAUCCGAAUGCCAAGGCAGAAUUUAUGAGCAGUAUGGCAGCCGCACUUGGCGCUGUCCAGGACAUCUCGGAACAAUCGGGAUCCAAGGCCAAAGCCAGACUGGAGUUAUCCCAGUGGCUGCAGUCGGAACAUGCUGCCGUCCAGAUGCAGAAUCAUUACGAAAAACAGCUCCAGAGUUCCCAGUCACAAUUGGCGUGUUCGAAUAUCACAAAACUGAAGUUCAAGUCUACCUCUUCGCUUAUUGCUGCGCGCUCCACAAAUAUCGUUGAAGAUAUUGGGGCCAAUCAAAGUGUUCUCGGCGGCACUGAGUCCACUGAUCCGAAGAGCGCGUCCAAUCUCUUUUCCAAGUCAACAGUACCUGCAGAAUGGAAUAGCAUGCCAAUCGACCACUAUUUCAAACGAAGGGGAUCAAAGCUGUCUUCAGAGGCACUUUUCCGACACAGUUCAAUGCUGAAGAGUGCAGCUGUGAGAUUGACACAAUUAGCCGACAAAAUGAGAGAAAAGUCAGGUGCUUCGAAAGCAGGCGGGGGAACACAAAGUGGACUAAAGAGUAGCAGCAGUGUGAUGCAGCCGGCAGUAGACACGAAGAAUAUGGUGUUCAAGAGGAAAGAGAUGCCACCUAGUGAUGUUGCAGGGGACAGUAGGCAGCCAGCAGAUGCGACCGCGAAGACGAAAAAUGUGAAGCGAAAGUCAAUGCACGAUUCAACUUUGACCAACGGAACACCACUGAUGAAACACGCUAAACUCGAUAUUGGAACGAGACUCAGAGCUGCAAAGUCAUUCAUUUUAGACAAUUUAGAUUAGAAAUAUAUUGUUCGUAUAAUCAAUGAUUUGGGAGAAAAUACUGCUUUACUUGUUUUUGAUCAGUUGUUUGUUUGAUUGUUGUACUGUGAGUAAAUUAGAAUUUCCACUACUAGAAAUUGUUCUGUGAAGCUUUAAAUUUUUUCUAUUGUUUUAUCAAUUUUGUUGGACUCACAAUUUUAAUUUUUGUCUGUA
Messenger RNA from Symsagittifera roscoffensis, 4497 nucleotides. Its product is annotated as dentin sialophosphoprotein-like. The transcript is spliced from 18 exons. Lineage: Eukaryota; Metazoa; Xenacoelomorpha; Acoela; Convolutidae. The record is from RefSeq and is a predicted model, not a curated record. Bases 70 to 4305 code for a protein of 1411 amino acids. Gene Ontology annotation, molecular function: anaphase-promoting complex binding. Gene Ontology annotation, biological process: mitotic G2 DNA damage checkpoint signaling; mitotic DNA replication checkpoint signaling; activation of protein kinase activity.